Molecule: messenger RNA, 2472 nt
Organism: Pogona vitticeps (central bearded dragon)
Lineage: Eukaryota; Metazoa; Chordata; Lepidosauria; Squamata; Agamidae
Source: RefSeq, a predicted model, not a curated record
GAAAUAAAUCUUGUCCAUCCUUCUCCAGGUAAAGACCCGUCUCCAAGAUGUGGCCGUCUGUAGCAGCGCUGUGCCUCGUGGUGGCCCUCACAAGUGCCGUUACGGUCCCUCCCUCCUUCCCUCCUCUGUCUCAUGACAUGGUGAACUACAUCAACAAACUCAACACCACCUGGCAGGCAGGGCACAACUUCCAAAACGUGGACAUGAGUUACGUGAAGAAGCUAUGCGGCACCUACCUGCAUGGCCCCAAACUGCCACCAAGAUUCGAGUUUGCAGAUGACGUGGUCUUACCGGAGAGCUUCGAUGCGCGGCGACAGUGGCCCAACUGCCCAACGAUCAAUGAGAUCAGAGACCAGGGUUCUUGUGGUUCCUGCUGGGCCUUCGGUGCUGUGGAAGCCAUGUCGGAUCGUGUUUGCAUCCACACCAACGCCAAGGUGAACGUGGAAAUUUCUGCCGAAGACCUGCUCUCUUGCUGUGGUUUCGAGUGUGGGAUGGGGUGCAACGGAGGCUAUCCUUCUGGAGCAUGGAAGUACUGGACCGAAAAGGGCUUAGUCUCAGGAGGCCUCUAUGACUCCCACGUGGGCUGCAGACCCUAUUCUAUCCCUCCCUGUGAACAUCACACUAAUGGAUCUCGGCCCCCUUGCACUGGAGAAGGGGGAGAGACCCCGGAUUGUGUCAAGAGGUGCGAAGAUGGCUAUUCUCCGUCGUACAAGGAUGACAAACACAUGGGACUUACAUCCUAUGGCGUCCCACGCAGUGAGAAGGAAAUAAUGGCUGAAAUCUACAAGAAUGGGCCUGUGGAAGGAGCAUUUACUGUUUACUCAGACUUCCUCAUGUACAAAUCAGGUGUCUAUCAACAUGUUUCUGGAGAGGAAGUGGGUGGCCACGCCAUCCGGAUCCUUGGCUGGGGCGUUGACAAAGGCACACCUUACUGGUUGGUUGCCAACUCCUGGAACACAGACUGGGGUGAAAAUGGUUUCUUCAGAAUCCUCCGCGGAGAGGACCACUGCGGGAUCGAGUCCGAGGUUGUCGCCGGAAUCCCCAAUUAAAGCCAAUACUGGAGGAUGCUGUAACAUCGUUGUCGUUGUCAUCAUCUUCCAGCUCCAGUUAAUUCUUCUGCGAAUAAUCAAGCUGAUCAUGACCUGUGGAAACAGAAGCCGUUUGUUGCUCCUGAGACAUUUUAAACUUCAUUCUCUCUCUUUUUUAAAAAAAUUAAUCUUAAAGCCUUUAAAAAAUAUUUUUUAAAACUUUAUUGUACAGUACUGGCCGGUUGCCUUUCCAGCGGGGAGGGUGAGGCGCCGUACAUCCUGCCUGCGAGACAAAAUGGCGGGAGAUGGAACUGGACGGACCGAACCGGGCGUCUCUCGACAAAGGAAAGAUGUGAUGGGACGCAACGCCUCCUGUGCUUUUGUUUUGCUUUUUAUGGGAAGACAAUGAUCCUUGUAACAAAAAAAAAAUUGGUAAUCUGAGCUUGGAUGGCUUUGAGCAUCCUUAGAUUCAGGUAAAGCUGUGAAGUUAGUGGUGGGAAACCGGCGUUGUGAGUUGACUUUUGGAAAGCCGUGCUAUCAAGCCAAGAGAUAAAAGUGGACUUGAGCAUUAACGCCCAGUGCCCGCAAGGGCAAUAAGGGCUAAAGUAGCCGUUUGUUUACGAUACCUAGGUUGAGCUCUCUUACGUAUUUUCAGAGGACAUCUCCUCAGUUUAACACUAGGGAGUACGAGGAAGGAGAGAAAACUUGACAGGCUUAUCCUUCACUUACACAAAACCCUUCUUUUCCUUCCCAUUCCUCUAUUUUGACAUGGGUGCGAAAUCAGCAAGAGAAGGACCAGGGAGGAGAACUGACGGGGGGCCUUAUUUUAAACUGACCUGCAUUGCAUCCUUUAUAAACUACCGUUGGCUUGCAAAAUCAUUGAGGGGGCUCGCAUUUUAAGGCUUCCAUCAUAACGGAACUGAAUAAUUGGGGAAGCCCAAAACUAAGAAGGUCUGGCAUGAGUUUUUUAUUCCUAUGAGGCCUUAGCAUUUCCUCUAUAUAUUCCACUUUAUUCCCAUUUUCUAUUCUCUGAGGAGUAUGGGAUGAGCUGGACUUUUCUGUAAAGAGGUAGCAAUGCUUCGCUUAAACACUAGUCUUUUCCUACUGCACGUUAUCUGUAGGGAACUGAAGUAGAGGUGGAAACACUGUUGGCAUGUGGCAAAACAUCAUGGCUUAGAUUGAUUCUUGGCCUGUACUUUUAGCAUAACUGAAGCCCGUUGGCUUUUAACUGAAUGCCCCUGAUUUCAGUGGAUCUGCUGCAGAAAUGAGUCAUUUUGGAUCUGGCUGGUAGGCACCACCUAACUUCACUCGUGUUCCGUUUCAAAGACUUGUACAGGUUAAAGGCCAACAGUCGUCAAAUGUGUGGUUGCAAAAGUGGCCGAAUGUUGAUCCCUGUGGCUUCGUAAUGUAUUUCUCAUCUCUAAUAAAGACCUUCCAAUCUCGU